Molecule: messenger RNA, 273 nt
Organism: Colletotrichum acutatum
Lineage: Eukaryota; Fungi; Ascomycota; Sordariomycetes; Glomerellales; Glomerellaceae
Product: CHCH domain-containing protein
Exons: 2
Coding region: 1-273 (90 amino acids)
Biological process (GO): mitochondrial translation
Cellular component (GO): mitochondrial small ribosomal subunit
Molecular function (GO): structural constituent of ribosome
Source: RefSeq, a predicted model, not a curated record
AUGCCGCAAAAACCGAUGCGCCUGCCGCCUGUCAAGGUCCUUCGUGUUCGUAACCCCAACGGCAAGGUAGAGCAGCCUUGCAUGCAGGUCAUGACCUCAGUUCUUGCAUGCUGGGCCUCGGCAGGCUACAACACCUCUGGCUGCGCCGCCCUCGAGAACGCCCUGCGCGGCUGCAUGGACCAGCCCAAGAAGCCCAAGGAGCCUUCGUCCACCGUCAACUACCACCUCGGCCGUAUGUACGACAAGAUGAUACCCCACUCCAAGGGCAAGUAA